Postia placenta MAD-698-R-SB12 is the source of this 675-nucleotide messenger RNA. RefSeq lists its product as hypothetical. The transcript is spliced from 2 exons. The record is from RefSeq and is a predicted model, not a curated record. Lineage: Eukaryota; Fungi; Basidiomycota; Agaricomycetes; Polyporales; Adustoporiaceae. Bases 1 to 675 code for a protein of 224 amino acids.
AUGAUACAAAUACGGCUUGCUGUCAAGUCUCGCGGUAUCUACUUGGAAUACGUUGUCUUCGCCUACACAAGGCCAUUCCUGCGUGCCAUCGGGCACCUCGUCGGGGACCGGACUGACCGUGUGAAGAUGCCAAUUCCUUGGGAGAUGUGGGGUCCAAAGUCGACCUUCUGGUUCAGUAAGGACAGGGGCCCCGCAGACCUGUUCAGCGAUCAGGCAGAACACAGAUGGAAGUAUGCACACUACGGAUAUGGAAUUCUCUUGCCUUCAGUGCUGCUGGAUUUUACUCCUCCGGACGACUACGAAUAUCAAGAACAAUCCGGAUCCGGAAAACAGCCGAAGAGCGCCAUAUAUCAUAGUACAAUCGUCGACGAGCUCCAAUGCUUUCGACGAACAGUACACACGACGGCCGCCUACCGCCAGACCAUGAAUUUCAAAGGCACAUCGCUUGAUCGGUAUGACUGGUACAUGGUUGACGAGGAUGUGCUUGCUAUUCGUACGGAUUCUCCGCUGAAGGCUGAUGAGAUGCCAAAGACUUUGCAGGAUCGCGCAUGCAGGAUCGCGCGCUAUCAUGACGCCGGAACAAGUCUCGACGCGAACUAUGGUGCGGAGGCGCGCGUCAAGGCGCUGUACGUCCGGAAGAUGUACGAGGAGUACGAGGAAGCUGCGCACAAAUAA